UAUGCCCAAAUGGAUAACCAACGACCUCUUUCAUUCAACGGUUAAUCCUUGCUCUGGCUGUCAGGCAAGCCAUCCAGAAUGGAAGGCCGAAAUGGUGGUGUUGAGGAACACUCCAUUCCCAGAAAACCCAGGCUGGUCUGCUGCAUCGGUGACAUCCAUGGAUUCAUCACCAAGCUCCAAAAUCUCUGGUCCAAUCUCGAAACCCUAAUCGACCCAGUUGAUUUCCAGACUGCCCUCAUAAUUUUCUUGGGCGAUUACUGCGACCGCGGCCCCGAUACACGAGAGGUUAUCGAUUUCUUGAUCUUGCUUCGCUCCAAUUACCCGAACCAAUCCCACGUUUUUCUCUCAGGAAACCACGACUUCGCCUUCGCGGCGUUCGUUGGAGUUUUGCCUCCGCCGCCGGAUGGGUCGGAGUUUUCGGAGACGUGGAAGGAGUAUACAUCGAGUGAAGAGAGGGAAGGGUGGUUUAAGGGUGAUGGGUAUGAGAAGAUGCAUUUACAGGGAAGGAGGUGGGCCGGCACAAUUAAAGUUAAAUUCAAUGUUACUAAGGGCACUGAGUAUCAGGGUUCUAUUUAUGAUGCUGGACCGACAUUUGAAUCUUAUGGUGUUCCCCAUGGUUCUGCUGAUUUGGUUAAGGCAGUUCCUGAUGAACACAAGAAGUUUCUUGCUGACAUGGUCUGGGUCCAUGAAGAGGAUGAUGUGUGUAUACAGACUGAGGAAGGAAUUAAACAUUGUAAAUUGAUUGCUGUGCAUGCUGGUCUAGAGAGAGAUGAAGCAGUUGAUGAGCAAUUGAAAACGUUGAAAGCCAAGGACACCCGGGUGCCCAAGGUGGGGCCUCUCAGUGGGAGGGCAAGUGUAUGGGAAAUCCCAAAGGAGCUGACAGAGAAGCCAACCAUUGUGGUAAGUGGUCACCAUGGAAAACUCCACAUUGAAGGCCUAAGACUGAUUAUUGAUGAAGGUGGCGGACUGGAGCAAAAUCCAGUGGCUGCAGUUGUGCUUCCCUCGAUGCGGAUCAUUCGUGAUACUGAUAAGUUGGCAAAAUAGCUUGUCCAUAUGCUCUCUAAUUCAGCCAAGGAUACGAUCAUGUUCAUGCUAUGGAGCAGAUGUAACCAUUUAAAUUAUUUUUACGAUAUAUAAUAAUACUAGAAUCAUCUAGUUUGGUUCUUCAGCAAUCCUUACCUUUUAUGUUGUGAAAUUGGUUGGGCGAAUUAGUGACAAUGUCUACCAUCAUCCCGUAUCAUAUGUGGUGGUCCUGGGUAGUAAAUCAAUAAAGUCAUUACCAAAUUAGUUUCCAGUUGAA
This is a messenger RNA of Vitis riparia (riverbank grape), 1300 nucleotides long. Its product is annotated as tyrosine-protein phosphatase RLPH2. Gene Ontology annotation, molecular function: hydrolase activity. The transcript has 4 exons. NCBI's taxonomy places the organism in Eukaryota, Viridiplantae, Streptophyta, Magnoliopsida, Vitales, Vitaceae. The coding region runs from base 79 to 1044 and encodes 321 amino acids. The record is from RefSeq and is a predicted model, not a curated record.